AUGUGUAUGACAAAGGGAGCUAUUGCUAUGGAUUUCAUUGUAUUGCCAAAAGCCUCAAAAAAUGUUACGAAGGAUAAACACAAAGCUAAGAAUCCAGACAACGGCAGACUAAUCGUGUGGAAGUAUGUUCCAGUGUUGCAUCAAAAUACUCUAACUUUAGGCGACAUUGCUAGAGAUUUUGAGAAGUACUGUAACGAGAAAGUUCUAAAAGCUCAAGCAGCAGGCUAAUUGAAAGAUUUCAAAAUGGAGUUCAGAAACUUUUAGAUUGAUGGGAAAAUUUAUGACAAAUCUUCUCUUGAUAGCACACCUAUCAAGGACAUUGUUUAAGAUGGAAAAUAGAUGACUUGUAACAUUUAUUAAGAAUUCAAAACAGUUUGCGGAUGCUGUCUAAGAGUCUUCCUAAUUUUGUAAUCAGAGCAAGGGAUUAAAAAAGCAAUCCUAAGAAGCUUAGAUUGUUUAAUAUUCUUGAGUUCCAAGCAAUCAACUCUAUUAGUAAGUUUGACUAAUAACUCCAAAGAAGGUAAAACAAGCUUAAAUCAAACAAAUGAGACUUUGGUUGAGACCUAAGAUUUUGAAGAAGACAGUUUUAGAGCCAAGAAACACAAAGUAGUUAAGGUUAAGAUUCCUAAAAGAUCUAGACUUUUUGUAUAAAUCAAUCAAACAAAUAAGUUCCCUACUACCGAUUUCAGAGCCCUUAAAAAAGGAUUAAAACAUUCAAUAGUAAUAUACUUAACCGAGGGAAAAAAAAUAAUGGGAACUGACAUACUAGAAGAUUACAAGAAGGAGCUCGAGAAUUUUAACUACGGCAUGUCUCUCUUCAGCAAGAUAAGGUCUAAGGAUGAAAAAUUAAUUUCAGAGAUUUAUCACAUACUUGGUGAAUUAUUUCGAAGAGUUCUUUAUUCUCGAAAAGUGAGUACGUUGAAACUUAUUUAGGACCCUCAGAUUUUAACAGUUAAUACUGAAGUAAGGCUACAAGACUACAACGAUUCCUGA
Molecule: messenger RNA, 993 nt
Organism: Stylonychia lemnae
Lineage: Eukaryota; Ciliophora; Spirotrichea; Sporadotrichida; Oxytrichidae
Source: the annotation of a GenBank genome assembly